Molecule: messenger RNA, 1347 nt
Organism: Fusarium venenatum
Lineage: Eukaryota; Fungi; Ascomycota; Sordariomycetes; Hypocreales; Nectriaceae
Source: RefSeq, a predicted model, not a curated record
AUGAGUUCGCAACAAUCUCCACCCCAUGGCUCGUCCUAUGAUGAACAUGACUGGCUGUCUUGGGUUCACCAGCCUGAGCACAAUUCCAUUAGCCUGACGGCGGAUGCCACUGAGCUAGCCGACGUCACGGCAAAUUCCCUGAAUACAGAUGCCUCUCUCCUGGACUGUGUGUCUCAGCCAAGGCUAUCUGGUCUUCAAGCAAAUAAGUGGGAGACAGCAGACAGUAGAAACCCCACAAGCCUCGCGUAUUAUUUCACACCCAAUCUCAACGACCAAUUUGCCGACUCAGCUUUAUCGUCGAGCGGAUACUAUGGAGUACCAUCAGACUCGUCUGCGGGAUCAAUAGAUUCUGCCCAGUCUUCAACGUCACCUGCUCGUCUAAGACGGAGGAGGCGGCAAAUACACCGAAAUCGUGCUCAGCCACGAGAUCGGGAGACAAUCGAUAGAAGAUACCAAUGCACAUUCUGUACCGAUGCUUUCAAAACGAAGCAUGACUGGCAAAGACAUGAAACAACUAUGCACUUGAGUCUUGAGCAAUGGAAAUGUUCCAUGUACGGUCCGACGAUACAUCGCUCCGACGGGCGCACCUAUUGCGUCUUUUGUAACUUCCCCGAUCCUUCUGAUGAACAUCCCGAAUUACACAACUACUCAGCUUGUGCCACUCAACCAGAUGAAGCACGAUUAUUUCACCGAAAAGACCAUUUACGACAGCAUCUUCGCCUAUUUCAUCGAGGCUGUAACUUUAACGAAUCCAUGAAGACCUGGCUUUCGUCGAUAGACAAUGUCAAAUCCCGAUGCGGAUUCUGUGAUGCUGAGAUGGGAACCUGGACAGAUCGACAGAAGCAUCUAGCGGUACACUUUCGUACGGGAUCUGAUAUGAAGGAAUGGAAAGGUGAUCGAGGGUUUGACCGGCAAAUUGACGACAUUGUUGAAAACGACAUACCUGCGUUUCUUAUCGGCGACCAACGACGUACAAUGGAACCCUUCUCAGCGUCAAAAGCAGAUCAUCGAACGCACGCGCCUCUUCCAGCCUCUCAUAGCAGCGAAGAACCUGGCCCUGGACUGGUCUCGAGACAAAUAGAAGUGCCCCCGAGCAGCCAUUCCCACCGAGAAAUAGAGCGGCGUUUGUUGCGAUACGUCUCUACCGAAAUCUCUCAAGGGCGUGUACCUUCAGACCGCCAAAUACAAAGGAAGACUAGUGAGAUCUUGUAUGGACCGGACAAUGCAUGGGAUGCCACAUGGGCUGAUAACCCCCAAUGGCUUGAUAUUUUUAGGAAGAAAGCUGGGUUGAUUAGUUUACCGCUUAGUGGAGGGAAGAAUGCGUUUGUAGGAUUUGAUGCUAUAUAG